Hermetia illucens (black soldier fly) is the source of this 1436-nucleotide messenger RNA. RefSeq lists its product as uncharacterized. Lineage: Eukaryota; Metazoa; Arthropoda; Insecta; Diptera; Stratiomyidae. The record is from RefSeq and is a predicted model, not a curated record. The coding region runs from base 253 to 1356 and encodes 367 amino acids. The transcript has 3 exons.
AAACAAUUUCUCCUAAUUAAUAUCUUCCUUGUUAUGGAAAGAAGUAACUUGUAACAUUCCAGUGGUGGUGACAACAGAAAAAAUCAUUGCGCAAUCCAACGUGCAAAAGUAAAAAUUCAAGCAAACCCAAGUUAAGUACUUGCAACUAUAUCAGUGACAGGAAUUAAAUUAUUUCAGAGCAUAUAAAGUAAAAAAACUCUAAGCAAUUUUCUCAGUUAAUUUUUGUAAGCGGUGCUAGUGAAAGGGUUGAAAAUGAAAUGCUGGCUGCUCCCCUUGGCUUUCUGUUUACUCUAUCGACCAUCGGACUCAGCUGAUGAUGACGAAAGUUCCACUGGAAAUUCGGCAGAAUAUAGCACGAUAGAUUUCUCCAGCUUUCUACCCCCAAUAUAUGAAGCUCCAGUAUUUCAAUACCCAGAGAAACAAGCCCCCCAAAUUCAAGCAUCGCUUCGAGAAGUAUUUCGUCCACCCUCUCUCCAUGAACCCAUCAUAUCGGAAAAGCAACAAAAGGCAGGACAGAACGCAUCUAAGCAAGAUAAUAUUCCACAAUUUCAAUUCUUGAAGCAACAGCCGAAACCAUUCGAACCAGCAAAAUAUCAAGAGUCCAAAAAAAAUUUCGAAGAUUCCCAAAAACGUUUUCAACAAGUUCAACAACAAGAAUACCAGCAACGACAACAAUUCAAAUUCCAGCAGCAGCAACAACCUGAAGUUCUACAAAGAGGAAUAGAACAGUACAAUUUCAAUUUACUACCGCAAUACUUGCAGGAACAAAUUUACCAAGGACGUUUAGCAACACCUGCUACCAUCUACAUAGUCUACGUUCCAAGCCCAGCACCAGUCCAAGAAUUCACGGAUCAUAUUGCACCAGAACCACCUGCCCGACUGAAUCUUCCUCAAAUCAAACAAAAUGCCAACCCCAAGCCGAUGCUUUCCAGUAAUUUCAAAGCAGACCCACCAGAUCAGAUGAUGUACUCAAGUGUUAAAAGCGAAGGACAAUUCGAAUCAAAAGGCCCCAUCGCCCAAGGACAAAAACCAUAUCAACCAAAUUACUAUUCAAGCUUAAUCAACCACGGAUCAUACCAAUCGAAAUCUUCGUUCCGUUUUGGUAGAAAAGAUUCAUUCGACAAGAGACCUGCAUCUACUCACAUGUAUCCUGUUCAUCCCAGAUCUAUUUCAAAAGAAGACUUAAAAGUAAUUGUCGAAAAUGCCCACAAUUAUGCUUUAUAUAGUCAAAUCAAAAAGCCAAUGCAGCCACCCACCUCAGCGCAAUAUUUCACAAGGAUAUAUCCUGUUUCCGGUGAACAAGGUCAAAACAAAAACCCGAAAUCUUUUCUUUCUAAAUAUAAUUUUAUAAAAUGAGACUUGAGUCAACUUGUGUCAAGUGAUUUCGUCCUAGAAAUAAGGAAAUUUUCAUAUUUAUUAAAGGACAUAGGAAGUAA